CUGCCGGCGCCCGCCCACUGCCCGUUUAUAUGGGAAACCUCCCGCUGCACUGCGAGUUGCUCUGCCGGUCGGGAGCGGAGUGUCGGAGCGGGGGCUGACACCGGGGAGCCGGGGACCAUGCUGUCGUGCCUGAGGCCGCUGCGGAGGUACCGCGACCCGCUCGCACUCGCACUGCCCGUCCUGCUGCUGCUACCGCUGCCCCUCGCCCUGAGGAACCAGGAAGCCUACUGUGGAUUCGUCGUGCUUCUGAUGGCCAUAUACUGGUGCACAGAGGUCAUCCCACUGGCCAUCACUGCCAUUCUUCCCGUUAUACUCUUCCCAGUGUUCGGAAUCAUGACGUCUAAAGAAGUGUGCAAGAGGUACAUGAAGGACACCAACAUGCUCUUCCUCGGUGGGUUAAUGGUGGCUGUAGCCAUCGAGACCUGGAACCUUCACAAACGCAUCGCGCUGAGGGCCCUCCUCAUUGCUGGGGUCAGACCAGCUCUGUUGAUGAUGGGCUUCAUGGGUGUGACUGCGUUCCUCUCCAUGUGGAUCAGUAACACGGCGACCACCGCCAUGAUGGUGCCCAUCGCCCAGGCCGUGUUGGACCAACUCAACGCCGUGGGCAUGAGGCCAGCGAGUGGACAGGCCACCAACGAUGUGGAACUGGAGGAGAAGAGUGCUGGUUGUGAAGUGUAUGGGGCAGCCCUGAGCUCUCUGGAUCCCGACUCCAAUCUGGAGAGGAACCUUCCCGCAGCCUCCACCUCCGAGGACGACAGGGAGCAGGUGCGGCUUCGGAAGAUGCUCUCGCUGUCCGUCUGCUACGCGGCCAGUAUUGGGGGCACGGCGACUCUCACGGGGACUGGCCCCAACCUGGUCCUCAAGGGGCAGCUUGGCCAGCUCUUCCCCGAGAACGGAGACCUGAUCAACUUUGCGUCGUGGUUCGGCUUUGCCUUCCCGAACAUGCUGGUCAUGCUGACGUUCUGCUGGAUCUGGCUGCACUUGCUGUUCCUGGGCGUGAAUUUCGGGAAGUCAUGGAGGAGCAGCCCUGAGUAUUCCCCCAAGGAGAAGGCAGCCUACAGGGUGAUCCAGAGCGAGUACCAGAGGCUGGGCCCCAUGUCCUUUGCCGAGAAGCUGGUCCUCAGCCUCUUCAUCCUCCUGGUGCUGCUGUGGUUUACCAGGGAACCCGGCUUUGUGCCCGGCUGGGGCAACCUCCUCUUCAACGGGAACGGCAAGGAGUUUGUCACCGAUGCCACGGUGGUGAUCUCCAUCACGUUCCUCAUGUUUAUCAUGCCGUCGCAGAGACCACAGCUCAGGCCCUGGGCUCAGGACCUUCAGGGUGCAGAGGAGGGCAUCGCAGCGAGGCAGCUGAAGGAGCAGCCCAGCGCCCGGCUCCUGGAGUGGACGCUCGUCCAGCAGAAGGUGCCCUGGAACGUGGUUUUGUUGUUGGGAGGAGGUUUCGCCUUGGCCAGGGGCUGUGAGGAGUCGGGACUUUCCAGGUGGUUGGGAAACCAAUUGCUUCCCCUGCAGAACAUCCCGCCGUGGAGCAUCGCCGCCGUCCUCUGCCUGCUGAUCGCCAUCUGCACCGAGUGCACCAGUAACGUGGCCACAGCCACCCUCUUCCUCCCGAUCCUGGCCUCAAUGGCCAGCCUGAUCAGAAUGAACCCCCUGUAUGUCAUGAUCCCAGGCACCCUCAGCACCUCCUUCGCCUUCAUGCUGCCUGUGGCCACACCGCCCAACGCCAUCGUCUUCUCCUACGGCCAGCUCAGGGUGUCCGACAUGGUCAAGGCAGGAAUUGCUCUCAAUCUGAUCGGAGUGGCUUCUGUGACCCUGGCCAUCAACACCUGGGGCCGGGCCAUGUUCAGCCUCGACACCUUCCCCGCUUGGGCCAACACCUCCCACUCACUGUGACGGGCAGCAGGGAGGUGACCCCAGUGGGAGACUGCUCCAGGGACAAUGCAACUCGGUGGACCAAUUCAUGGGGAAAGGCCCAGGAAUGGACAGCUGACUGCAGUGGAAGGUGUUGGCAGGACCUGUACCCUGGGGCUGCUCUGGAGUGACUUGGACCUUUUGUCAGUGCACAGAUUUAAAUUAAUAAAGCAAAGUUAGUGUA
Messenger RNA from Pristis pectinata (smalltooth sawfish), 2092 nucleotides. RefSeq names its product Na(+)/citrate cotransporter-like. Gene Ontology annotation, molecular function: sodium:dicarboxylate symporter activity; succinate transmembrane transporter activity; citrate transmembrane transporter activity. Gene Ontology annotation, biological process: monoatomic anion transmembrane transport; citrate transport. The record is from RefSeq and is a predicted model, not a curated record. The transcript is spliced from 12 exons. NCBI's taxonomy places the organism in Eukaryota, Metazoa, Chordata, Chondrichthyes, Rhinopristiformes, Pristidae. The coding region runs from base 118 to 1890 and encodes 590 amino acids. Gene Ontology annotation, cellular component: membrane.